Messenger RNA from Halteromyces radiatus, 449 nucleotides. RefSeq lists its product as uncharacterized. The record is from RefSeq and is a predicted model, not a curated record. The transcript has a single exon. NCBI's taxonomy places the organism in Eukaryota, Fungi, Mucoromycota, Mucoromycetes, Mucorales, Cunninghamellaceae. The coding region runs from base 6 to 371 and encodes 121 amino acids.
AAAACAUGCAACUCAAACAAAUCAUCAUCUCAUUAGCUUUAUGCUUUAUUGCUUUCCAAGCUGUUGAAGCUAAGACACGGUACUUUAUGUGGUGUGGUGAAACCAAAUCGCUGCACGCAACUGCUCCUAGUUACAAAUGUGGAACAAGCACCAAUUGGUAUUACUUUGGUAGUGAUAUGCCUGCUGUUGGUGGCAAAUGGGCUUACUAUAACCCUAAUAGUCAAUACAUCCAACCUUUUAUUAAAUGUUGUAAAGCUGCUGGAAAGAACGCUUAUGUUUCCCAUGUUGAUUGGUACAACUACACUGGUAUUUCUUCCUUGGCUGGUACCAUUGCAGGUAUUCUAGGUCUAGCCAUUACUAUUGCAGCCUAAGUCCUGAAAGUUCUUUAUAGACGAUAGAAGUUAUAUCAAAUAUAUCAAAUAAAAUCGUCUUUUUUUUUUUUUAAUGUA